UGAGAUAGGCCUAAGUUCCAAGACUGAGAACAGAGAGGCUCUCAAGGCAAGCAGCCUUCGAGUAAAUGAGGUGGGUGAUGGUAGGAGUUAUCCUGAGACCCCAUUUCAAGUAGGCACUUUCCUACCUGGGAGUGGCUGCCUUGAGCCCGGGGAGAGAGUCACCACCUGUCACAGGACCCACGUGCUGUCAGGAGGCAGGUCCUCUCAUGCCCAGGCCCUGUCUCACAGCUGAAGCACAGCCCAGGCCAGGAUAAAAGGACUCCGGACCAGAGCACCCCAUCCACACACCUCCUGAGGUGCUGAAGAGCCCUGUGCUACGUGUGACUCCGCUCCUGAACACCCGCCUCCAAGAUGUCCUGCCAGCAGAGCCAGCAGCAGCAGUGCCAGCCCCCUCCCAAGUGCACCCCCAAGUGCCCUCCCAAGUGCCCUGCCCCUAAGUGUCCCCCAAAGUGCCCCCCUAAGUGCCCUCCAGUGUCUUCCUGCUGCAGUGUCAGCUCUGGGGGCUGCUGUGGCUCCAGCUCUGGGGGCUGCUGCGGCUCCAGCUCUGGGGGCUGCUGCAGUUCCGGGGGAGGUGGCUGCUGCCUGAGCCACCACAGGCGCCGCAGGUCCCACCGCCACAGACCCCAGAGCUCUGACUGCUGCAGCCAGCCCUCAGGGGGCUCCAGCUGCUGUGGAGGGGGCUCCAGCUGCUGCGGAGGGGGCUCCAGCUGCUGCGGAGGGGGCUCCAGCUGCUGUGGAGGGGGCAGUGGCCACACUGGAGGCUGCUGCUGAAGUGGAUCCUGUGCCUAAAAGAACACAAAUGACCAAAUAUUUCCCUCUCCUCUUCCUUCUUCUGAGCCUGCCAAUGUUGCUGAUAGGUCUUGGUGAGGGCUGAGCUCAAGCAUAGAGGAUUCUUCUGUCUUGGAGUUCAGGGGCUCAAAAGUUCUCCCACAAAGCCUUUUACCAACCUUGUUUUGCAUAUAUGUGGUUGCUCUGGGAAGCCCGAAGCACAGACCUAUAUCCCUUUGUAGCUUGUCUUUGUGCAUAGCUCAGCCUGAUGUAAAACAAUAAAACUAGAAAUAUG
Sapajus apella (tufted capuchin) is the source of this 1063-nucleotide messenger RNA. Its product is annotated as late cornified envelope protein 1F. Lineage: Eukaryota; Metazoa; Chordata; Mammalia; Primates; Cebidae. The record is from RefSeq and is a predicted model, not a curated record. The transcript has 2 exons. The coding region runs from base 352 to 771 and encodes 139 amino acids. Gene Ontology annotation, biological process: epidermis development.